Molecule: messenger RNA, 9651 nt
Organism: Neodiprion virginianus
Lineage: Eukaryota; Metazoa; Arthropoda; Insecta; Hymenoptera; Diprionidae
Product: serine-rich adhesin for platelets-like
Exons: 19
Coding region: 371-8797 (2808 amino acids)
Biological process (GO): chitin catabolic process; carbohydrate metabolic process
Cellular component (GO): extracellular region
Molecular function (GO): chitin binding; chitinase activity
Source: RefSeq, a predicted model, not a curated record
CCACCAUAUCCUCGUCGUCGACCAAGUCUUGGUAGUUUACGAAAGUGACAGUGUAGUACCAGUGGGCACAUCGAAUAGCCGCCGUUGGUGCCUCAGUGCCUCCGCUCACCUCCAACAGUGAUCGCGACCGCCGUUCGAUCAUCGGUUCGACGAGUCAUUGUCACCUACGACAUACCUUUAAUUUCGAGCCGCGUUCGUUCCAGGCCAACCAAAACACCGGAUGGUGGAUCGGGCGUUGCGAUGUGCUGCAGGUUUACAAUCGAAUAACAAUUACAACGCGUAGGGAAAAAGCCCGGAGAAAAGUUUUAUUCCAAGAAUACAUAACAUUUAUACCGCAGUGCAGGGAUUUAAUCGUAACACGUUUUACACCAUGGAUUGGAGGGUACGAUCAGUCGCCCAACUUUUGAUGCUGGGGUGUUUAACAGCAUUGCUAGACUGCGGUAUAGCGGAACAGCGAGUUGUAUGUUACUACACAAAUUGGUCAGUGUAUAGACCAGGGACAGCGAAGUUUUCACCACAAAACAUCAACCCAUACCUUUGCACGCAUCUUAUAUACGCCUUUGGCGGUUUCACUAAGGACAAUGCACUGAAACCGUUCGACAAAUAUCAAGACAUCGAGAAAGGUGGAUAUGCAAAGUUCAACGGUCUGAAAACGUACAAUAAAAAUUUAAAAACGAUGCUGGCUGUCGGCGGAUGGAACGAGGGUUCAAGCAGGUUUUCGCCGUUGGUUGCCGACCCUGACAGACGGAAGGAAUUCGUCAGAAAUACAGUAAAAUUUUUGAGACAAAAUCAUUUCGAUGGUUUGGAUCUUGAUUGGGAAUACCCGGCGUUUAGGGAUGGUGGAAAGCCUCGUGACAGAGAUAAUUACGCCUCACUGGUUCAGGAACUUCGCGAAGAAUAUGAACGCGAAUCAUUGAAAACAGGACGUCCGCGACUGCUACUUUCAAUGGCUGUUCCAGCUGGUAUAGAAUACAUUAACAAGGGAUACGACAUUCCCAAACUCAACAAAUACUUGGAUUUCAUUAAUCUCCUUUCAUAUGACUAUCACUCAUCCUACGAACCUGCCGUGAACCAUCAUUCUCCUCUGUAUCCACUGGAAGAAGAUAACGAAUACAAUUUCGACACCGAACUGACAGUCGACUACACGAUCAAGCAUCUAUUGGACGUCGGAGCCUCUCCAGACAAAAUUGUCGUCGGCAUUCCAACGUAUGGACGUUCUUUCACGUUGUUUAACGAAGAAGCAACGGAGCUAGGUUCACCAUCCGAUGGUCCAGGCGAAGAGGGUGACGCUACGAGGGAAAAAGGAUAUUUAGCUUAUUACGAGAUUUGUGAGAGCUUGAUAGACUCGGACGAAUGGGAGGUGGUAUCCCCGAAUUCAAAUGCGAUGGGUCCGUACGCCUACAAAGGCAACCAAUGGGUAGGAUAUGACGACGAGGCAAUUGUGAGACUCAAGGCACAAUAUGUUACCGAAAAUGGAUUGGGCGGAAUCAUGUUCUGGUCAAUUGAUAAUGACGACUUCCGCGGAAAGUGUCAUAAUCGUCCGUACCCGUUGAUCGAAGCAGCCAAGGAAGCAAUGUUGGCUGGAAGCGAAAAAACAAGCGUUCGAGAAAAGUCGACUAGACCAACCAAGACACGAAUAGAGAGCAAUUUUAUUGGUAGAAAACUUGGGGCAGGUAGACGCAGAACUACAGAGGCUCCUGCGGGCACGCGUCGAAACAAUUUGCGAAAGCGAAUAAACUCGCUGAGGUCUAACAGCCGGUCGAACGCUCGAACAAAUUUGGAGAAUGAAGAAACCAAGUCGCAGGUGAACGGGCGAAACAGGGGGCAAUACUCUGACUCGGAAGAUGAUGAAGACAUUUCGAACAUCAGAAGAAUAGACGCAAAUGUUGUCAGAAGUGCAGAAUUCAGCGAAGAUCAAGAUACAGAAAAUUCUCAAUCGCAAAACAGAAAUCGUCUACGCGGUGCACAGAGGCGAAAAAGCCCCGAAAAAACGAGGCGCAGAACUACUACAGCUUCUAGCGUUUCGGAAGAAGUCGCAGAACAAGCGGGAGUUAACAAAUUAACAACUCCUGAGCCACCGACCACACCAGACCCCGGAACAGAUUUCAAAUGCGAGGAUGAAGGUUUCUUCUCUCAUCCACGAGACUGUAAAAAAUAUUUCUGGUGCCUUGACGCUGGACCUGGUGGAUUGGGAAUUGUCGCUCAUCACUUUACCUGCCCAGCAGGCUUGGUAUUCAAUAAAGCAGCUGACUCGUGUGAUUACCCUCGCAACGUUGUGUGCCCCAAGGCAAAAACCGCGGGGGGUCCGACAACACGCGCUCCUAUUAUUGCUGCCACGAGUCGUACAACAAUAAUAUCCAGUACCACUCGUCGUUCAGCAACAAGUAGUACAACUACAGAACCCAGUGAAUACGACGAAGAGUAUGAAUAUUACGAUGAUGACGAACUUGAGGAAGAAAACGUUCCCGUAAGCACGACGACAGCCAGGGCUCUGCAGUACCAGACUAUAAGUCGAAAUAGAGCAACGACGACUACAACUACGACCACUGCGAAUCCACCUACAUCCACGCAAAUCCCAAAAACAACAACCUCCGAAACGUAUCAGUCAUUACCUUCAAGAGGUAGCAACGUCGCACCAGCGACAUCGAUAGACGAGGCUGAAGAAGAUCCGCAGGUUCUUAAAGAACUGAUUGAUUUAAUCAAAAAAGCAGGUGGUCUCGAAGAGUUGGAGAAGCAGCUUCACCUGCAAGGUAAAGGUAGCGAGAGUAAUGUACGAACAGGCUCUGCGACGAACAAAACCAGUUCUACACCAACGACAAUUAGUAGAAGCUUAUACGAACGAGUGUUAAACCGCCAAGCAGCCAACAGUGGAAAUACACUGUUCAGAAGAACUACAGCGUCGCCAAUCACUGUCACGAAGAAAAUAACCGAGACGUUAGACUCACAACCCUCUGUCAUCCAGCGAUCAAAACCAAGUUUCCGAAACGGCCCUGGGCAAGCACAAUUCGAAGGUCUCGAUGAUGUUCCGGAGGUAAAAAGUCUCAGAAGAGAAAGACCUCAAUAUGUUACUAUUAAUCGCCAACGACCUUCUACUGAGGCGCCACUUGAAGAUAGCGAGGAGCUUGACGAAAAUAACGAAGAUGACUUAUCUUCGGAAGAAAACUUAUCAAAUAAUCCACCAGAAACCACAACAGCUAUUCCAAGAGGAACUCCUGGUUAUGUUAAUAUACGCCGUAACCGAAUUACGACCGCUAGGUCCAAUAUACCCCAAGAAGAGAGUGAAGAAGACGUUAAUGUUAAUCGCCGCCGACCCGUAGCAUCAAUAGAUUCCGCACUCGCUGUGAGUGAUGAUGCUGAUGUUGAUGAUGAUGACUCUACAGAAUUAGAAAUUGCGACUGAAGCAGUUUUAACACGUCGACGAACUCAAUUUCCUAUUCAGGAAGAACAAACCAGCACGUCUAGGUACAUUACCAUUCAUCGUGUAAGAAGUACUACACAUGCACCUGAAGAAGCAGCUUCGGAAGAAGAAGCUCAAAUCGUUGAUAUUACUACUAAAGCAACUCCUUCUUCUACAGAAAAUAUUUUACCAACAACACCUGACGUUGAGAUCGAAGAUGAGAUUGAUGAUAAAAUAUCUGUACCUGAGACAAAUAUAGAAAACGAAGCAGCGGUCGAGGAAUCAAUUGUCCGUACCGAAUCUAGCCCACCAAUAUCAACAACGCAGUCUCAGAGUUUUAUUGUCACAGAUCUUCCUGUGCAAAAUGUUGAUCCUUUAACUACAAUAACCCCGUUACCUAUAUCAGUAAAAUCGAUUGAGAUUGGGGAAUAUCCUACAACUGCAGUACCAUCGUCUACAGUUGUUUCUAGUACCACAAUACAAGAAUCUAGUUUUGACGAAUCGACUACAAAAGGAUCGGCGGCAGUAGCACAGCCAAGACCAUUCGGUUUCCAGAGAAGAGCUAGGCCAACGACUACCGUUACAUCGCUAACGCCAAGCCCAGACACAACAACCUCUUCUUCUGUUAGUUCUGAUACAGGACGAGUAAAGGUACCGUCGGAAACAGUCAGAUUACCUACCCUGAAGGAGCUCAUUGGUUACAAAACCACUGUUGCAUACGAUUACACAACCACAACACCGAUUACACUUUCAAUCCAAAAUUCACUUGAUGACAACGUUUUAAAUCACAAUGAGCACACUAAUUAUGUCACCGAGACAAUAACACCGACUUUUGGGAGAGACAUUAUACCGGCAGAUGUACAAAGUACAAAAGAUACAGGAAUCGAAGAAGUUAAGGUCGUACAGGAAGAUCAAGAUCAAUUGAACGACUAUUCGGCAUGGAAAAUUGCUGAGCAUAACAAGUACAAAAAUAGCAUAGAAAAUGAUAAUAGUAUCAUACAUUAUGGAAAGUUAAAAACAUCAACUGAAUCACCUCUACGAGCUACUCUUCCAAUAAAAAUUUUAACGCAAGACGAAGUAACACCCAAGAGACGUAAAAUAAAAUUAGUCAAUAUACCUGUUCGCAUAUUAGAAUCUGAUAGACCUGUAACAGAUCUAAUACUAGAGGUACCAGAAUAUAAAUUGAAGAGUGUGUUAAGGUCUCUGUUACGAGUAGAAAUAAUAAAUCAAGAGAACGUGACAAACGAUAAUAGCAAAGAAUCGAAAACUUUUAAUAUACAUGACCAAAGAAUUACGUAUAGCAAUGAUGACCAAAAUCGUGGUCCCCAAGAUGCGAAUACAGAGCAUAAGGCAGAUGAACCAUUUAAUGAAAAUUCAAAUACAAAUCCUAAAGUAACCGGAGAUUCAUACUCUUCGACCACGCCUAGUAUUACUACAGUACGAGGCAACCGAUCACAGCCCCCGUAUCGAAGUUCCCGCAAUCGAGGAUUCUAUGUGACAAAAAGCAUAGGGAGCAGUACUUUGCUUCAGACCACAACUCCACCAAUUCCUCGGCAAUCAACAGAAUCGAAUAGUGAAAAUCCCCAACUGUACAGCACAGUAUCUGAACUGGAAUUAUCUACUUUUACCGAAAAUCCAUCAACGAUUGCAAUGGAUACUACGAACGUAAGCGGCGAGUUGUACACUAUGCAAGAUGAAUCAGCGUCCGAAGAAACUUGGCAUUCGACAAUAAACACUAGCCUAAAAAAUCUCAACGAUAUUCUGACUAGUAAUAAAGAUGUUAAUAGAACGUCAUUGACAUCUGAUAAGAUAACAGCCAUACCUGACACUACUACUGCAGAAUACACAUCAACUAGGCUAACUGAGCCGAGUACCGUAAAAUCAACACCGGAAUCCGUAGCUUCCACCGAAUUCAACGAUCAGAUUUAUACAUCUGAAUCUAUAGCUGAAUUUGAAUCAUACUCUACUGAAGAUUUCAGCAGUAUAACAUCUGAAGAAACUUCAAAACCCGAGUCAAGUUUAGACCUGCGUACCACUGUAUCUGGGUUAGAAAGUGAGGAAGAAGAGUAUUAUGAUGUGACGAAUGAGCCUACAUCCACCCCUUAUUUAGCCACAGCAAAAUACAAUGCAGCUUCUGUUGCAAAAAGUCUAAGAGAAAGUUCCGAAGUGAAGAAGUCGAGCACAGCCCUGAACUAUUAUACCGAGAUUGGCAGUACGACUACAGAGUUUCAAAAGACGACUGCCUCUGAAUAUGAAGUACCGAGUGAUGAUUUUCCGAGCAAUGAUCAGAGCAAAGAAACUGUCACAGCAGAAACAACUAAGAGCUUUGAUAACACAUUAACCACCAGUGGAUUAGACUCUGAUUUUAAAUCAAACUUAUUAGUCAAUGGCGAAACACAUGAUAUUGAUUUGGGUUUCAAAACUGAAAGAACUGCAACGACGAGUAUAAUAAUAGGUUCUUCUUUGAAACCUGAGAUAAAAACUACUAAAGCUUCAAUAGAUGAUCAACGAACGAGCCCACUGGAUUUUAUAACAGAAAACAUUAUUGAAAGUAGUUCACCCGGUGCAAUGACCAGUUUUUCCUUAAAUCCUGAAACAGGAACUAACACAGCUUCAAUUUACAAUCCAGGAACUAGUCCAGUGGAUUUCGUAACAGAAAGUAUUAUUGAAAACAGUUCAACCAAUGUACUGGAGUUCCUAACAGAAGGCAUUAUUGAAAAUGGUUCAAAUAGUGUAACGACAAGUUCUUCUUCGAACCCUGAAAUAGGAACUAACACAGCUUCAAUCGAUGAUCGAAGAACUAGCCUACUAGAUUUUGCAACAGAAAGCAUUACUGAAAAUGAUUCAACUAGUGCAACGACAAGUUCUUCCAUGAUCUCUGAAAUACGAGCUAACACAGCUUCAAUUGAUGAUCGAAGAACCAGCCCACUGGAUUUUGCAACCGAAAGCAUUACUGAAAAUGGUUCAACCAGUGCAACUGAAAGUUCUUUUUUGAACCCUGAAAUACGAGCUAACACAGCUUCAAUUGAUGAUCGAAGAACCAGCCCACUGGAUUUUGUAACAGAAAGCAUUAUUGAAAAUGAUUCAACCAGUGCAACGACAAGUUUUUCUUUAAACCCUGAAAUAGAAACUAAAACAGUUCCAAUUGAUGAUCGGAGAACUAACCCAGUGGAUUUUGUAACAGAAAGGAUUAUUGAAAACGAUUCAACCAGUGUAACAACAAGUUCUUCCUUGAACUCUGAAAUAGGAACUAAUACAGCAUCAACCCUUAAUCGAGAAGUUACACGAUUGGAUUACUCAACAGAAAAUAUCGUUUCAACUAUUUCAGUGACAUCUGAUUCAGUUAUGAGUACAGUUUCUCUUGGAACAAAUGCAGUUGAAGAAGCAACAGAUUCCUUCGUUAUCCCAGACACAAAAUUGACUGAAAUGGAAAUGGGAAGUACAGUAUCGAGUAACAAAGCAUCAACUACUGUGUCAGACAAUAUAGCAACAGUCACAAGUUCUGUAGGCGAAAUAUCCGGAAUUUCAGAAACACAUUCGACAUAUCCUUCAAAGAUUGAUCAGCAAGUUGUAACCCAAAUUACUCCAUUUACAUUUAGUUCGGGAUCUACAUUUUCACCUUCAAAUAAUGCUCACAAAGACUUUAAUACUGUUUCGACUAUUGUGGAAAAAGACACAGCGCUAGAUACAGCUGUAACGCAGCAAAUUUUAGAGGGUUUAACAGAGGCGCCAAAACGUUCUGUACUGACGGAAUCUACAAGUUCAGAACUUAUAAGUGACACCUUCUAUAGAUCACCUUCAGCUAUUCCAGGAAAGAAAUCCGUGCGCCGGCGAAUAAUUAAAAAACGAAUAAACGGAAUUCGUCGACCAUACGUACAAACUGUUCAAGAUACAAGCAGAUUGAAUGGAAUCGAUAAACCAAGGAAAAAAUUUGUUCGCCGACGUAUAAUAAACCGUACUACAGGAAAAAUAGUGAAUGAAACGAUGAAAGGAAAUUCGAAAGUGUUGGACAGUCCAUCGAUAAGGAGUAUUGCAAACCCUGAACUCGUUCCCAAGAUAAACGAAUCGCCAGAGCCUCGUAAUGGUACUGUGAGAAAUAAAAUAGUCAGACAUCGUGUAAUUUACAGACGACGACCAGCAGUUAAUCAAACAAAUAGCAGUUCCAUAGAUGCCAAAAUAUCUAGUCAAAAUAACAGUGCCAGUAAUGAUGUGCAAAGUUCUAGUGUCUCGAGCACUAAUUCAAAUCAACGAAGACGAGUAGUGUUAGAAAGAUCUAGGUAUAGGGGUAAAGGUAGCGGUAGAGGUAGAGGACAAACGGAAUCAUCAACAGUAACUCCAAGGCUAAGUUUGGAAAGGCAAUUGAAUUCCACGGAAACCACAGUACAAAACGACAAGUUAUACAAACGCAAGACUAAUGAACAAGAUUACGCAGACGUUACGAUUGAUAAUUUGAGCAGUGGUUCUGAGAGCUACGGCAAGGUUUCUAUUUAUCAAAGAGAAGAACUUCCUCAAAUCGAAAAAAUUUCUGAGGCGGCACUCGAGCUUGAACCCGUAUCGAAGUCAGAAGAUGUUCAAGCUGACGGCGAGAUCAAUCUCUUCAAGACGCGUACGGGUACUACGAGACUUCCAGGAACUCUGGUUCGAUCAGCGAGACCCAGAACAUCGACGUCCGCUCCUGAAAGUGAUAUAGCUACAACUGUAUCAUCUCUGAGAAAACUUUCCAAUAACAUUGAAGUACGUAGAAGAGGGCGUUUGGGUCAGAGUACAACGAGUGGCUCAACCAGCAAUGCUGAAGUGCAGAGCCAGCCAGCUGCGGGUGACGAUGGAGCCUUGAAAUUCGAGUCUGACAAGGAUGUUUUGGAAAGUCUUGACCAAGCCAGCCAUGCGCAAGAAGUGGAGGUGACCGUAGCUGCCAGAGAUCCCUCAUCGCCAGCUCCGCCAACAGUGACAGGUCGUCCACGGUUCAGAACUUCUCUAAGGCGUAGGAUAAUUACAACCGAAGCUCCUCAAGUAACAGUAUCCUCUACAGUCCCAACAACACCAAUCAUCAGACAAAGAACGAGGCCAGCUAGGCCUUUCGAGAAAGUUACCGAAAACACUGCACCGGUCAGACCACGUCGUCCAGCGAUAAUAGACUACGAUUACUAUGAAGAUUCAGAAGAACGUAUUGUAGGAAAGCCUAAGCUGUCUGGCAAGAUAUCGAUCACAGCAGGAGGUUCGAUCCGCUGUUUGGAUCAGGGAAACUUUCCUCACCCGACGUCUUGCAAGAAGUUUAUAACUUGCGCAAGGAUGGUUAACGGACAGGUGAUCGGAACCGAAUACACUUGUCCGAAAAAGCUUUCCUUCGAUCCGGUCGGCGGUAUCUGCAACUGGUCAGCCGGUUUAGGAUGUAAAGAAUAGUUUACUAUAAACUGAUGUUGGCAGAAAAGGUAUUGAUAAUUGUAAUAAAGUUUUAUACUUAUUAGACAUUAUGAAAAGUGAGAGAUAAAUGUGCGAAGGUAUUAUUUUUUUCAAAUCAACAUUCCACUUGCCCUUACAAAGUGGAGAAACAAUUUAGAAAUAGAAAUAAUCAAAAAUUCCUCUUCUCUACCUACGACUGAUUGUAAGCUAUUCUUUAUUUUUGUAACACGAUAGCGUUGAAUUUUGAAUCUACCGAGCUGUUUAGCGUAAGACGAAUAGCAAGACUCAAGUUGGAGAUGGUAACGUCGCGUGCCACGUAUAGUAGUUGAGUAAUUUCGUUGAUAUUUUAUACAUUUUUUUUCGUUAGGUAAUUGCUAUGAUAUACCCAAUUCAUUAUGACUACCGUAACGAGGUGUAAUUGCGCAAGUAACUGUGUCUAUGUGAACGUUGAUUGUCAGACUGCUACGCUGUGUGAAUUUGCUUCUUCGUUGAAAUUUUUUUUUUUAUCCAAUUGGAAGCAUACAUACAUACAACGGUUUUCUUGGCAUAUAAAAUGCAUAAAUAAAUGAAUAAAUUAAUUAAUUAAUAAAUACGUAUGUGCAUUCAUUUUGUAAGCAAUAUUAUAUAUUAAAAUACUAAUUUUAUAUGUACACCCUAUAUAGAUAUAUUAUACUUUGCUCAGUUUACGUACAUGUAACACAUGCAGGAAAAGAUUUGCAUUAUGUAAGUAUAUGUAUACUAUAGAAAAUAGCCAUAUACCGUAAGUAAAAAAAAAAAAAAUAUAAAUACAGAUAUAUAGGUGAUAUUAUUGUAAUACCGUUAUGAAAAUAUAAAUGAGUUAAUAGCAUUCGGUC